CAGUCCUACAAUACUGUAGACAUUAAAACCGACGUAAUAUUAAUAUUCUCUGCUUUAUUUCUAGAUUCAGAUGAUCCUGCUGUGAUUUGCCAACGUGAACUCAAAUCUAAUCUAAAGAAGAAGUUUCAAUGUGUAUUUGAGGGGAUCGCUAAACAAGGAAACCCAACACUUCUCAAUAAGAUCUACACAGAGCUCUACAUCACAGAGGGUGGAACAGGAGAGGUCAAUAAUGAACAUGAGCUGAGACAGAUUGAGACAACAACCAGGAAACAAGCAAGACCAGAGACUGCAAUCAAAUGUAACGACAUCUUCAAACCCUUAACUGGACAAGACAAACUUAUCAGAACUGUGCUGACAAAGGGAGUCGCUGGCAUUGGAAAGACAGUCUCUGUGCAGAAGUUCAUUCUGGACUGGGCUGAAGGAAAAGCAAAUCAGGAUAUCCAAUUUGUAUUUUCAUUCCCUUUCCGGGAGCUGAAUUUGCUGAAAGGGGACAACCAUACUUUCAUUAAACUUCUCAAUCACUUCUCAAUGGAAACCAAACAAUCAAGAAUCUCCAACUUCGACAAGUACAAAGUUCUGUUCAUCUUUGAUGGUCUGGAUGAGUGCCGACUGCCCCUAGACUUCCAGAAGAACAAGAUCUGUUGUGACGUCACAGAGUCAACCUCAGUGGAUGUUCUGCUGACAAAUCUCAUCAAGGGAAAUCUGCUUCCCUCUGCUCUCCUCUGGAUAACUACCCGACCUGCAGCAGCCAGUAAGAUCCCUUCAGAGUGUGUUGACCAGGUGACAGAGGUACGAGGGUUCAAUGACCCACAGAAGGAGGAGUACUUCAGGAAGAGAUUCAGUGAUGAGGACCUGGCCAGCAGAAUCAUCUCACACAUAAAGACAUCAAGGAGCCUCCACAUCAUGUGUCACAUUCCAGUCUUCUGUUGGAUUUCUGCAACAGUCCUUGAACACAUGCUGGAACAUAAGAGAGAAGAGAUGCCCAAGACUCUGACUGAGAUGUACACACACCUUGUGGUGUUUCAUACCAAACAGAAGAAUGAAAAGUAUCUUGGGAAAGAAGAGACAGGUCCACACUGGAAUCAAGAGAGCAUUCUGUCACUGGGAAAACUGGCUUUUCAACAGCUUGUGAAUGGCAAUCUGAUUUUCUAUGAAGAAGACCUGAAAGAGGCUGGCAUUGAUGUCAAUGAAGCCUCAGUGUACUCAGGAUUGUGCACACAGCUCUUUAAAGAGGAAUGUGGGCUGUACCAGGACAAGGUGUACUGCUUUGUACAUCUGAGCAUUCAGGAGUUUCUGGCUGCUGUAUAUGUGUUCCUCUCAUUCAUUAACAACAAUGAGAAUCUAAUGGACAAACUGCAAACAAAAGAUGAGCCUGAAGUUACUUUCUACAAGAGUGCUGUGGAUAAAGCCUUACAAAGUGAGACGGGAAACCUGGACCUUUUCCUCCGCUUCCUUCUGGGCCUCUCACUGGAAUCCAAUCAGAAGCACUUACGAGGUCUAAUGACAAAGACAAGAAGCAGCUCACAGAGCCAUGAAGAAACAGUCAAGUACAUCAAGGAGAAGAUCAGGGAGAAUCCCUCUCCAGAGAGGUGCAUCAAUCUUUUCCACUGUCUGAAUGAACUGAAUGACCAUUCGCUAGUGGAGGAGAUCCAAAGAUACCUGAACUCAGGAAGUCUCUCGGAAGCCAAACUGUCACUUGCACAGUGGUCAGCUCUGGUCUUUGUGUUGCUGACUUCAGAAAAGGAGCUGGAUGUGUUUGACCUGAAGAAAUACUCCAGAUCAGAGGAAGGUCUUCUGAGGCUGCUGCCAGUGGUCAAAGCCUCCAGAGCUGCUCUGUGA
Messenger RNA from Salvelinus namaycush (lake trout), 1839 nucleotides. RefSeq names its product NLR family CARD domain-containing protein 3-like. NCBI's taxonomy places the organism in Eukaryota, Metazoa, Chordata, Actinopteri, Salmoniformes, Salmonidae. The annotation marks the transcript as partial. The transcript has a single exon. The record is from RefSeq and is a predicted model, not a curated record.